AUGGAGGCAGUGUCCAUGGUAACAGCCGAGUCCCAAACCAUAAACAUCACAGAAGACUUCAACUCGACAGGCUGGAGUCUUGUUCACACCAUAGUGCCACCGUACAUCUUCAUUGUGUGUGUGACAGGAAUAUUAGGAAACGCCUUUGUCCUGCUUGUCUUUGCUCUCCACAAGGCCCGCUGGACAGUGCCAGAGAUUUACCUCGGCAAUCUGGCAAUAGCUGACCUCUUGCUUCUGGCCGGCUUGCCUUUCUGGGCUAUGAACAUUUUGAACCGAUUCAACUGGCCGUAUGGGGAUUUUCUGUGCAAGGCAGUUAACAUCUCCAUCGUGGGCAACAUGUACACUAGCAUCUAUUUGCUAAUGGUGGUCACAAUUGACCGCUACUUGGCACUUGUUCGAACCAUGACCGCAAGAUGGAUGAGGAGGACUCGUUAUGCGAAGGUGAUCUGCGUUGUUUUAUGGCUGUUUGGGUUUACCAUGACGACACCUAUGAUCAUUCAUAGGAGGGUGAAAUAUGUUCCAUUCCUUCGAACAGUGGCCUGUUUAAUUGAUUACCCAGGAGAAUCGUGGAAAAUUGCCAACCACAUUUCAAUGACUCUCGUAGGAUUUGCGUUGCCUUCAAUCAUUAUUGUUUUCUGCAACUGUAAGAUUGUGAUAGCCCUGAGAGGAAGGGGAGAACAUGUCUUUGCUCAGGACAAGAAUGACACCAAGGCUAUCAAACUGAUUUACGCCGUCUUGUUGCUCUUCUUCAUAUGCUGGUGUCCUUUCCACCUCUUCACGUUCCUUGAUCUGUUGUGUGAUCUUCACAUAUUGGACAUUAACUCAUGGGACCAUGUUCUUGACAUUGGGAACCAAUUUUCAACUUACCUAGCCUUUCUGAACAGUUGCUUGAACCCUGUGCUCUAUGUUUUUGCUGGUCAGUAUUUCAGAAAGAUGAUAGCAGAGAUCCACAGAAGGAAUAAGACUCGCAGACAGUCAGAAGACUUGGCUCUGCAGCGUUCAGUGAUAUCAACAUACCUCCAGCGCAUACCUCAAUUAAAUCCUGCUUUGUUUACACCAAACAAUAAAAAAUCUAAUCUGCAUGCACAAGAAACAAAGCAAUUACACACAGCCAUGUAAUAACCACAAUAGAUAUUGGGGAAACUAAAAAGAAGAAUAAAGUAUUGAUUGACAGCAGCGCAAAAUAUAACAAAAACAAACUAAGUAUUGACACUGCCCAGAUUGCAUUCCUGCUGUGGACAUAGUUUAGGUUAAAUGCACCUUUUCCAGACCUCACCGCCAAGUAAAGUGAAGGAUUGCAAAUUCCAGCUCUGUAUGUUAAUACUUACCAGCUUUGAACUUUUGAACAGCUUGCAAUAAAACCUUUAAACCUCAGGAUGCUUCU
Conger conger (European conger) is the source of this 1384-nucleotide messenger RNA. RefSeq names its product bradykinin receptor B1 (gene bdkrb1). Lineage: Eukaryota; Metazoa; Chordata; Actinopteri; Anguilliformes; Congridae. Gene Ontology annotation, molecular function: bradykinin receptor activity. The transcript has a single exon. Bases 1 to 1119 code for a protein of 372 amino acids. The record is from RefSeq and is a predicted model, not a curated record. Gene Ontology annotation, biological process: immune response; neutrophil chemotaxis; response to mechanical stimulus. Gene Ontology annotation, cellular component: membrane.